This is a messenger RNA of Lagopus leucura (white-tailed ptarmigan), 1790 nucleotides long. It is a transcript of the gene KHDRBS2, whose product is annotated as KH RNA binding domain containing, signal transduction associated 2. Gene Ontology annotation, cellular component: nucleus. NCBI's taxonomy places the organism in Eukaryota, Metazoa, Chordata, Aves, Galliformes, Phasianidae. Gene Ontology annotation, biological process: regulation of alternative mRNA splicing, via spliceosome. The transcript has 9 exons. The record is from RefSeq and is a predicted model, not a curated record. Gene Ontology annotation, molecular function: poly(A) binding; mRNA binding. The coding region runs from base 16 to 1062 and encodes 348 amino acids.
CGCGGCCCUGAGGCAAUGGAGCAGGAGAAGUACCUGCCCGAGCUGAUGGCCGAGAAGGACAGCCUGGAUCCCUCCUUUGUGCACGCCAUGCGCCUUCUGGCCGACGAAAUUGAAAAAUUUCAGGGUUCUGAAGGAAAGAAGGAAGAUGAGGAAAAGAAAUACCUUGAUGUUAUCAGCAACAAGAACAUAAAGUUGUCAGAGAGAGUUCUGAUCCCUGUCAAACAAUACCCAAAGUUCAAUUUUGUUGGGAAAUUGCUUGGACCAAGAGGGAACUCCUUGAAGAGGUUACAAGAAGAAACAGGUGCAAAAAUGUCUAUCCUGGGAAAAGGCUCCAUGAGGGACAAAGCUAAGGAGGAAGAGCUGAGGAAAAGUGGAGAAGCUAAAUAUGCGCACUUGAGUGAUGAGCUUCAUGUAUUAAUUGAAGUGUUUGCUCCACCUGGGGAAGCAUAUUCUCGUAUGAGUCAUGCCUUGGAAGAAAUAAAAAAAUUCCUCGUUCCUGAUUAUAAUGAUGAAAUUCGUCAGGAGCAACUGAGAGAGCUGUCAUAUUUGAAUGGUUCCGAGGAUUCAGCACGUGGACGGGGUAUUCGAGGAAGAGGGAUCCGUGUGCCACCUGCAGCUCCUUCCAGGGGCCGUGGGGGUGCGAUUCCUCCGCCCCUCCCUGGACGAGGUGCCCAAGCACCCAGAGGAGCACCAGUGACUCGCGGAGCUCUCCCCGUCCCACCUGUAGCAAGAGGUGUUCCCACACCUCGAGCAAGGGGGGCCCCAGCGGUACCAGGCUACAGACCACCCCCACCACCUGCACAUGAGGCAUAUGAAGGAUAUGGAUAUGAUGAUGGAUAUGGGGGUGAAUAUGAUGAUCCAAGCUAUGAGACAUAUGAUAACAGUUAUGCCACCCAAACACAAAGUGUGCCUGAAUAUUAUGACUAUGGUCACGGAACAAGUGAAGAGGCUUAUGACAGCUACGCACAAGAAGAAUGGGCCACAACCCGUUCCAGCCUAAAGGCACCUCCUCCAAGGUCAGCUCGAGGUGCUUACAGGGAACACCCCUAUGGUAGAUAUUGAAGGUCCUCCUCAUCUGUGACCUCAACUCAAAGACAAUUAAUAGCCUGUGGUCUCCGCAUAAACAGCAACAAGACAAGUAAUAGUCAAUUUCUUUUCUAUCCUAGGGAUUACUGAUCAUUAUUAUCCUAUGUACUACUUGUAUUUCCUAUAACAUUGGAGUGACAUUGGCAUUAGUAUUAUUUUAUAACACGGACUUAAAAAAAAAAAAAAAAAAAAAGGAGAAAGAAAAAACCUUUGGCAAGCAUUGUCUAUAAACCAUUCAAAGAUAAUGUUCUGUUGGUUGUAUUCAUUGCUGUGUGUAACUUUAAAAGCAUGAACCUGUUACAGAUCUUGAGUCUCUCUACAUACUAGCUAAGGCUGAGUUUUUGUUUAGGGUUGCUGAAAGACUGUAAUAUGAUUCUUUUUUUCUUUUCCUUUUUUCAUUUGAGCCAUACAAUAAUCAAGUUGUAGAUAAGAUGUUUUAACCUGUCUUUUUAAUAUAUGUUAGUUUAGAUUAAGAUGUUCGAUAUUAAGUUUGUAAAUUUAAUUUUAAAUGCUGUUUUAAUGGGGUUGAAAACAAGCAGCUACUGUAUGUAUGUAGCUAACUGAAUUUGUUCAGUGUUUUAACCUGUAUUUGUUAAAAAAAAAAAAAUCACAUAAAGUUCCAUGUGUAAGCUUCUCUAAAUAGGAAACCAUAAUUUUGUCAAAUAUGUUUGCCAUAAUUUGUCAAUAAAGCUGAAACCUUUUGU